CAAUUCCGUCUGUGGUUGUGAGUGGUGAACGAAACACUUUACAAGCCAAAAUAUUGUCGAAUUUAUUUAGUAGUGCGUUGUUUUAGAAUUAUUUUUUCUAUUGUGUGGUACUUGGCUUAACAGUGGCUGGACUCUAAAAAUCAGCUUUUAUUUUUGUUACUUCAAUUACCGCAACCCAAUUGCGAAAAAGUUGUUACAUCCUUUAUAAACUUUUUCAUCCAGCUGCUCUUGUUGGUAUUUCGGUUGAACUAAAAACGUGAAAAAAAAAACAAGAAGAAAAAGUGCUUCAUUUAUGCCAACUGAAAUUUCGAAACGCAAAAUCAAACAAUAACGAACCGUAGGCGUUGGUUGAAUAGUGCGACACACACAAAAAGUAAAGAAAAAAAUACAUACUUACAUAGACACACACAUAUACAUACAAAUAUUAAAAUAGAACAUUUCCACGGAAACGGAACUAAAAUGGUUUUGAAUGGCAUUUGGCGCGCACAAGCAUUCUACGUACUUUUAACUGUCGCACUGUCGUCAUCGCUGACGCUGAUGCACGUGCAGGCACAGGAACCACGACGUGACGAUAAAUGGCCGCCACCAGCUGUCCUAAAAAUGGCCAAAGUAUUCCAUGACAUUUGCGUUGGAAAGACCGGUGUAACUGAAGAGGCCAUUAAGGAAUUCAGUGAUGGUCAAAUACAUGACGAUGAAGCGCUCAAAUGCUAUAUGAAUUGUCUCUUCCAUGAAAUUGAUGUGGUGGAUGAUAAUGGUGAUGUGCAUUUGGAGACACUUUUUGAUACCGUACCGGGCACUGUGCGCGAUAAGUUGAUAAAUAUGGCAAAGGAUUGUGUGCAUCCGGAAGGUGAUACGCUCUGUCAUAAGGCUUGGUGGUUCCAUCAGUGCUGGAAAAAAGCCGAUCCUGUGCAUUACUUCUUACCUUAAGCCACUAAAUAGGGCUACUAUUGGUUCUCACGUCUGUGCCGACAUUCCAAGGCAUUGACUUAUUGCACCGUUGUCAUCUUAUAAUGCGUAUUGACGAAAGCAAACCUUAGAAAACUGUUGUAUUGGUAUCUAUAUAUAUAGUUUAUGUAGCGUUUCUUUUCAUUUGUUUUAGUCAACUUUUUAUUUUAUUAAAGCAUUACCAAAAUUCAUAA
Anastrepha obliqua is the source of this 1139-nucleotide messenger RNA. Its product is annotated as pheromone-binding protein-related protein 6-like. NCBI's taxonomy places the organism in Eukaryota, Metazoa, Arthropoda, Insecta, Diptera, Tephritidae. The transcript is spliced from 6 exons. Gene Ontology annotation, molecular function: odorant binding. Bases 460 to 927 code for a protein of 155 amino acids. The record is from RefSeq and is a predicted model, not a curated record. Gene Ontology annotation, biological process: sensory perception of smell.